AUGCCCGACUACUUGGGCACCCCCCUCUACGGCGGCGCGAUGGUCUGCGACCUGCCGGCAAAGUUCGCAGACGUCAGCAAGCUGCGCCAGGUCCCCGACAACCAGGAGGUCUGGAUCGACAAGGACGGCUUCACGAGCAUCAUCUUCGACAUCACCGAGCGGGUCGGUGGCCCUGGCUCCGGCCCCGAGAUCGACGGGCGUGCCAUGACGACGCACCUCGAGGACAUGGUUGGCUCCGACAUCGACACGGUCAAGAUCUGGAACACGGCCGAGACCGAGUUCACUCGCCUCGAGUCUAAACCGCCGGCAUACACACUUAUCGCGACCCAGACGCCCAAAGUCGGCCAGUCGCGCGACCAGACCUCCGCGCCCGACUUCACCGCCAUCAUCAUGACCCUGCUACGUCUCGAGCGCUACCAGACCGACAUACUCAUCACCAUAAACGUGCCGCACAUCAAGGGCGAGUACGACGAGGAAGACGUUGACCUCGAGCUGGGCAAGCAAGGCAAACUUAUCGGAGACGCCGUGGAGUACUCGGCUCGGAUCUGGGGGACGCUCAAAAUAAAGGACUGGGGCCUGUUCGGGGAGCACUGA
Messenger RNA from Purpureocillium lilacinum, 594 nucleotides. RefSeq names its product multicopy suppressor of ts gsp1. The record is from RefSeq and is a predicted model, not a curated record. NCBI's taxonomy places the organism in Eukaryota, Fungi, Ascomycota, Sordariomycetes, Hypocreales, Ophiocordycipitaceae. Gene Ontology annotation, biological process: protein import into nucleus. Gene Ontology annotation, cellular component: nucleus. Gene Ontology annotation, molecular function: guanyl-nucleotide exchange factor activity; small GTPase binding.